ACUAGGUAUCUAUGUAAUAACGAAUAAAUACAUUUAGACUAAACAACAUGCUGGUAGCAUUUUGUGAACAAAACCUAAAGCUAUUAUCUUGCCUCUACUUGUGAACGGCGCAGCGUCGAAUCAGAAAUGCUCAGCGUCAUAUUCCUCAUUGUUACCAUCGGGAUAGUUUUAGAUAGUGCAGAUGGGGCCAAUCCUAGUACGAAAGGGUCUAUCAUGAACGACUACUGGUGCUACCGAGCGAAGUAUUGCCGCGCCACGCACACCACCGUGUGCGCGAGAGAGCCGCGCCUGAAGCUCGCCACCUGGUUCCCCGAUGAGUGCGCAGUCUUCAACUAUAACUGCAAAUCAAAAACUGAUUACACAGUAACUAGUGAAAAACAGUGUACUAUGCCCACGACAACGAUGUCCACGAGCACAACAACAACACGCCGAACAAUACGCAGAAGAAUCGAACUUCCACUUCCAAUCUUCAGUUUUUAACAAGAACAUGUGUGGACCUUAGCUUCCAUCUCGGUAUAAGAUGGAUAUGAAUGUAUGAAAUAAUUUUACAUUAAGAUUUAUUUAAUGUUUAAAUUACACUGACAUCAUCAUCAUAUCAUGUCUAUCAUGUUGGCAGCACAUACAUAAUGCUUCAAAAAGUUACUUUUCGACAAAACUCGAUACUUACUUAUACAAUCGUUUUACACAAAACCUAGGGAACUGUUGUAUAUAAUUAAGUAGAUAUCAAUAUAGCUUGGACUAUCUGUACCUAUUUUAUUAGAAUAGACAAGCUAAAAAUAGGUACAACCUAAAGUACCUAAAUAGACAGCCUCCCUAG
This is a messenger RNA of Cydia splendana, 817 nucleotides long. RefSeq lists its product as uncharacterized. The transcript is spliced from 4 exons. The record is from RefSeq and is a predicted model, not a curated record. Bases 127 to 480 code for a protein of 117 amino acids. Lineage: Eukaryota; Metazoa; Arthropoda; Insecta; Lepidoptera; Tortricidae.